CUCCCAGCGCCUGACACUGACGCCGACACACUGAGGCUCCCAGCGCCUGACACUGACGCCGACACACUGAGGCUCCCAGCGCCUGACACAGGAAUCACUGCCACUGAUACAGUGAAACAGUAGGUUCCUGCCAUUGAAAAAUGGACACAUUGAGUUACUGAUAUAGUGACACACUUAAACACUACAUGGCAUGUCGUCCAUUAUGUCUUUUAUUCUUAAAGAAUAAGCAGAAUAAUAGAUCGCUCCAUGCAUGGUUUCUAUGUGUCUGUAAGUUUGCGUGUGUUUGCGUGUCUAGGUGAGGCAAGCAGCAGGCAGGCUCGUCCCAGUGCAGUCAGAUAUAGCCGAGGCUCCCUCUUUCGUUCAUUCUCACCUUCGCUCUCACACUGUUUCUCCAUCCGGGCUCAGAUCAGAGAUGCCCGAUCGGGGGGCAGAGAGAAUCGGAGAUGCGCUGUGCAGAGAUGGAAGUCACCCCCUUAGCCAAAGGGCAAGCCAGUCUCCCUUAAUGCAGAGCCCCGAGACAGCUCCUGCACACUCUGUCUCUAGAGCUGCACACUCCCUGUCCCCACUCUCGCGCUCUCUUUUGCCCCUUUCCCCGAGGACUUUACAGCCCCUGCCUUCUCUUCCCCGAUCCAGCAAAGCUCUAACGGACGCCCGGGAGAUUCUUGGAUGGUGGGAUAGGGGGAGCUCCGAUGCUAAAUUGAGUUCAGGGUUGAUGGACCCCGUUGCCCGUCGGCCGCGGGAAACCCAGCUCCCACAUUCCCCCACAAGCCUCUCUCCUGGAAACACGGUUAGAUUCGCCAACGAGAGCCCUGGACGGGGCUUUCAUCAGGGCGGGGAGACAAGAUGGCGCAGCGAUAGUAUUGGGAGCCCCAGAGAGAGGAUGUCCUCCAGGGCAGGGCAGAGAGCGAGGGGCUCUCACACUGCUGCCAGCCUGCCCUUGGGGUCCAGUCCGCUCGCCUUACCGGAGGCCCAGCCACCCUGGAUGACGGGGAUGGAGGUCCCAGGCGGGGGUCCUGCCCCUGAGGGAGAGGACAGAAUCGGUAAGGCUGAUCUUCAGAGUCCGGAUUUGGGAGCAUUGAUGGAGAACCCCAAGACAGGCUGCUCCAACAGCAGCCACAUCCCACAGGAGAGCGGGGCUUCAGCGCCUGGCUCCCCACUCCUUCUCAAGCUGAGGCCCCAGGGCCUCUCUCCGUGCAGGAAAGGUAGGAGGGAGCCAGAGCGCGGAGGCAGAGGAGUCAGGAAGGCAAGAGGCCAAGGGACAGGGACAGUCAGAGUACACCAGGGCACAAUCAGACCCGGAGCGCAGGAGUGUAAAGACAGUGAGCAGCCGGUGAGCUCAGCGCUAGGGCCCCUGCAGGGUCCUAUGGGGUCUUUGGCCCCACUUCGGGGGUUGGCAGAUCCCCUGUCUUCUUCCCUGAGGGGCUCGGCCGGGAGCUCCGGAGGGCUGGAGCCCCUGAAGACGUCACUUGGGGCUCCUCUGUCCACACUGGGCACAAGUGUGCUGGGCCUGAGACAAGAGGAGAGGGUGUCUCUCUCUUUGCCGGGGCUGGAGGAUGAAGAGGAGAGAGGCUCGGAGGCAGAGAGCCCACAAGGGACAGCCCGUCUGCUGCACAACCUACACCUGGACCUCGGCUCCCUGGGCGGAGGACUGCAGUACGAGGAGAGUGACGUCAGCAGGACCCCCCCGCCAGAGGAGCGCACUGAGCCCGAGCUGCAGGACCUGCUGCCUUCCCUGGAGCCCAGCCAAGACCCACCCUCACAGGACUCCCUCUGUGGCCAGCGCCUCUCUUCUCCACUGGGGGGCAGCACAGACUGCAGCGUGGCCGCCGGCGAGACCCGGGCGCGUCCUGGAUCAGGCGAGAGAGGACUGGGGAGCAGCGGAGAGGAGGAGAGAGGGCGGAGGAGGGCAGAGGACGGGGGAGCCGAGGCGAGAGAGAGUGGAGGCGCGCGCUGGGGGGGAGACGGGCGGGGAGGGGAGAGGAGGCGGCUGGGGGGUGAGGGAGACGGAGCAGAGGAGCAGACCGACGAGGAGAGGAAGUCGCCCUGGAACUUGAAACCCCAGCGACCUCCUUCCUCGCAGGGCCCCAUGGAGAGCCAGGAAGAGGAGGAAGAGGAGGAAGAGGAAGAAGGGCGGGCAGCGAGAAGAGAGGAGCAGGAGAAAGGGGGAAUCGUAGCUCUGGGGGCAAAGCCAGCGGGGGAAGACGAGACUGACGGUGGGCUUGACCCCUCCUCUCUCUCCUCGGGCACCCCGCCCGGGAGACGGGGGUGCCCAGCUCCGGCUCCCACGGGGACGAAGACGCAGCCUUCGGCCAGCCCCCCAUAUGAAUGGAAGCUCCCCGUCACCGGGGCACCCCCUUCAGAGGACUCGGAGGCCAGUGAACAUAUUGAGGGACCCUCCCUGCACUCUGAGGAUCGUACCCAGAGCUCGGCUGGGUUCCAGUCCAGGGUGUUCGAGCAGGUGCUUGACGUGGAAGAUCUCUCCCCUGCCCCGGAGGGUGCAAGGACACUGGACAAGGACGUCACAGAAAGGCAGGAAGAAGGGAGCAUGAAAAUGAAAGAGGAAGAUGAGAGGAGGAAGAGGGCAGAGGCAGCAGAGAGGCGGCUGAAGGAGGCAGCGAGGACAGAGACGGCUCCAGAGACGAGGGCCCGGAGCCCAGUGGCUCAGACUGCAAGUGGCCUUGAGUCCGAGUGCAGUCCCGGGGAGGAGGGAGGCAGCAGGAGCCGGAGGAAGAGGCCAGAGAUGGCGAGAGGCAAGCCAGUCACUCCAAGCAGUCAGCACAGCCACAGCUCCGAUGAAGAUCAGGGGCUGGAGAGGCUGGCCCCUGCCUCCUCCUCGGAGAGGAAGAAGCGGGAGAGGUCGGAGGUCCGCCUCGCCGAGUUCGCGGAGGAGACGGAGCAGAAGCUCGAGGCGCGACGAGCCAGGGCCCUGCAGGAGAGGCGGGAAAGGCUGAGCCGCCUUGCAGAGGAGCUGAGGAAGGAGGACGAAGAGGAGGAGCGGAGGCUGCGGCAGGAGAACCAAGAACGGAUCAGGGCACUGAGAGAGAGGCUACAGGGGGAAAGAGAGGAAGAGGAGAGAAGGCUGAGACUGGUGUCUGAGGAGAAACUGCAGGACCUCAGACUCUCCACACAGACACAGAGAGAAGCUCAGGAGCAGCACCUCAGGGAGGAGGGCGAGUCGGCUCUGCGGGAGCUGAGGGCAGCCCUGGAGGCAGACCGGGCCGCCGAGAUGAAGAGGCUGGAGGAGCACCGGCGGCAGGAGCUGGCAAGACUGCGGCGGGAGGCCGAGGAGGAGCUGAGGCAAGAGAGGCACAGGCUGGAGGCCGAGAGGGAGGCACAGCUGGAGGCAGUGAAGAAAGAGCAGGGGAAGAUCGCUCAGGAACUGAGCCACGAGAAACAAGAAGAGCUGCUGAAGCCCCAGCACGGUGGACAGCACCUCUCUACCUACCAGAAGGAGCUGAGUGAGGUGCUGAGGGAGGUGAGGGAGGAAGUGCAGAAGGAGCAUGACAGGAAGUUGGAGCAGCUGAGAGAGGAGCACCGCCACACUCUGCAGGACAUCCGAGAGAAGUACUUGGAGGAGGAAUGCAGGCAGAGAGACGGGUUGCUGGGAACCCUGCAGGAGGAAAGAGAGAAGCUGCUGUCCAGCCAUCGCAAACAGCUGGAGGAGCUCUGCUCACAGCUGGACGCACAGCUGCACGACGCCCGUCAGGCACACAGGCACAAGGAAAGUGAGCUUCAGAGACAGGGGGAGGAGUUGGAGCUCAGGGCCAAAGAGCUGAAAGCCAGGACUGCAGCUCUCCAAGCUCAGGAGGAAGACUUCAGGAGCAAAAGGGAGCAGCUGGAGGAGGAAGAGGAGCUGAGGGAAAGAGGCAGGCAGGAGAGAGACCGGCUGAGGGAGGAGAGAGACCGGCUCCAGGCGCAGGGCCAGCGGCUGAAGGAGGAGAGAGACCAGCUCCGGGCACAGGGGCAGCGGCUGAGGGAGGAGAGAGACCAGCUCCAGGCACAGGGCCAGCGGCUGCGGGAGGAGAGAGACCAGCUCCGGGCACAGGGGCAGCGGCUGAGGGAGGAGAGAGACCAGCUCCAGGCACAGGGCCAGCGGCUGCAGGAGGAGAGAGACCAGCUCCAGGGAGAGGAGACGCGACUAAGAGAGGAAAGAGACCAGCUCCAGGCACAGGGCCAGCGGCUGCAGGAGCGCUGCGACAGGCUGAACGUGUUGGCCAGUGAUGAGAAACAUGGUGAUGCCAGUAGACAUACAGCCCUCCUUACUGAAAGUGAGGGAAAGUGCCUACAGCCUAAUUGCAAUGUGGAGCCCCCUGCUGGCCGGGAAAGAGCUCUGCAACUGAAGGACCUAGAGGUGUCCCCUCCACCCCCUGCGGCCGCUAGCUCGAACCAUCACGACUCUGAAAGAGAGGGAGACUCGGAGCUUAGCAUUGAUGAGGUGCGGCAGUAUAUCUCCUCCGAGGGGGCGUCCCUACAGAAAGCCCGUCGUUUCCUGGAGAGACAGAGCGGCUCUCUGAGCCAGAGGCAGGCAGCUCUGCGGGCGGCUCGCACCACCUGGAGCCAGGAGCCCGCGCAGGACCUCCACAAGAAUAUCCAGCGGGAGGUCUGUCACCUGGAGCAGCUGAAGGCCACAGUUCAGAGAGGCCAGGCUCUCCUGCGCAGGAAGGAAGAAAGACUGACCCAGCUGGAGAGCUCUCUCACAGAGGAGGUACACUACACACCUGCUGGCUCACUGAGCAUACCAAUACCUGAAGAUAGUAUCAGACUGACUGAGAGUAUAUGCAUUGUACACACUGAUACCCACAGACUGACUGCGAGUAUCAACACUGUGCAUAUCGAUACACAUGUGGGCUGACUGAGAGUAUAAUCGCUGUACAUACUGAUUCACAUACAGGCUGACAGAGUAUAAUCACUGUGC
Messenger RNA from Lepisosteus oculatus (spotted gar), 4915 nucleotides. NCBI's taxonomy places the organism in Eukaryota, Metazoa, Chordata, Actinopteri, Semionotiformes, Lepisosteidae. The record is from RefSeq and is a predicted model, not a curated record.